AUGAGAGGGAGAGUGCAGAAAUCAACAAAUGAUCCAGUUCCUAACUUCUUUACUCUAAACAACGGCUACCCGAAUGCUGUCCACUCCUUGGUUGGUGCCAAAGAUUCCAGCGGCCACUUUACUCCCAUUUACAUUGAUACCGAACAAAUUGAGAGCACCUUCUCUGUCAGUUACGAACCUGUUGAGAUGGCGCAAUGGUGGUAUCAAUACAGGAUCAACACAGCAACAAUGGUUGAGAAUGUAGUAUCCAAAAAGGAAACGCAAGAUUUCUCUGCCGAUGACCGAAAUCAAGACAAAUCCUUCAAGUGGCAGUCCACUUACAAAGUUAACCUGGGAAAAUGGGAAUCUAAUCCAAUAAUGAAUCAAUUUCAGGAAUUUUUAUUGAUCUUUUUUUCAAGCACACCAUAA
Molecule: messenger RNA, 408 nt
Organism: Coccidioides immitis RS
Lineage: Eukaryota; Fungi; Ascomycota; Eurotiomycetes; Onygenales; Onygenaceae
Exons: 3
Coding region: 1-408 (135 amino acids)
Source: RefSeq, a predicted model, not a curated record